Messenger RNA from Fusarium sp. VM40, 477 nucleotides. The record is from the annotation of a GenBank genome assembly. NCBI's taxonomy places the organism in Eukaryota, Fungi, Ascomycota, Sordariomycetes, Hypocreales, Nectriaceae.
AUGCUCCUCCGUCCUUCAACUGCCAUAUUCUUGUGCCUGGCAUGGUUCCAUUCCAUGGUCAUGGCGGCGCAUAACGGAGCCAUACCACUGACUCUUCCUUGGAGGACAACCUUCGGUCGUCCGUCAAACUUCGACUACCAUUGGUCCUUUGAUACCAGCGCUGUUCCUGAGGGCCCAUUUUCCACCACCAGGCGUCUCCAGAACGGAGUUGAUAUCCAGGUUUUUGCCGCCAACCUAGACGCUAACCAGAAUCAACGUGUGAUUCACAUUCACAUGGAAGCUACCGCUGGAUCUCACCAGGAGGUAGUCUGGCAACUUUAUCAAGGUGGACGCGUCGUCACUCGCUAUAAUUCAGCUGGCCAACAAUCCACCAACGAUAUCUCUACCUCGACAUCUACUGGAGACUUUGCCAUGAUCCCAUAUCAAGCUGGUUUGACAAUCACGAUUUAUUGGCGCUUGGACCAAGAGCUCAAGUGA